CCAUAAACAUGAUAUUGGGCACUUGAACGUGCGUGUCUGUGCACGACGCAAGGCCGCAGCGGCUCGGCGUGCAAUGUUGUCGUGUCGCAGGGAGGUGCCGGGCGCCCAGGACGGGGAGGUGCUGGACGGGAACGUGGGCAUGAUGUACGCCGACUACCUGCAGUUGGACAAGGUGCUCAACGCGCAGCGCAUGCUCUCCGACACGGCCGACGAGCACCUCUUCAUCAUCACGCACCAAGCGUAUGAACUCUGGUUCAAGCAAGUGAUUUUUGAGCUCGACGCCGUACGCGACAUGUUCAACACUGAGGACCUGGUGCUGGACGAGACGCGGUCGCUGGAGAUGUUGCGCCGUAUGAACCGGAUUGUCCUCAUCCUCAAGCUAUUGGUGGACCAGGUGAUGAUCCUGGAGACUAUGACCCCGCUGGACUUCAUGGAGUUCCGCAAGCACCUUUCUCCAGCUUCCGGUUUCCAGAGCCUACAGUUUCGUCUUCUGGAAAACAAGUUAGGCGUACGGCAGGAGUACCGCGUCAAGUACAACCAGAACUACGCGGCGGUGUUCGGCGGCGACGCGGCGGCGGUCGAGGCGAUCGAGCGCUCGGAGCGGGAGCCCGCGCUGGCCGAGCUGGUGCAGCGCUGGCUGGAGCGCACGCCGGGCCUCGAGGCCCACGACUUCGACUUCUGGGGCCGCUACCGCGCCGCCGUGCAGACCAUGCUCGAGGACCAGCGCCGCGACGCCGAGCGGCGCGCCGCCGAGCUGCGCUCCGUGCUGAGCCCCGAGGCGCACGCGGCGCUGGUGUCGCGCGGCGAGCGGCGCUUCUCGCUGCGCGCGCUGCAGGGCGCCGUGCUCAUCACGCUGUACAGCGACCAGCCGCGCUUCUCGCAGCCGCACCAGCUGCUCACCACGCUCACCGACAUCGACUCGCUCAUCACCAAGUGGAGAGGA
Gryllus bimaculatus (two-spotted cricket) is the source of this 943-nucleotide messenger RNA. The record is from the annotation of a GenBank genome assembly. NCBI's taxonomy places the organism in Eukaryota, Metazoa, Arthropoda, Insecta, Orthoptera, Gryllidae.